AUGCAAGCAACAACUACCCAAACCCACGAACAAUUAAUUCUGCCCGAAGUAAACCAGCCCGCGCGGUUAUUUCAAUGCUCCACAUGCAAGCGCUCUUUCACAAGGGCGGAUCACCUCACGAGACACGUGAGAGCGCACACGAAGUCCAAGCCUUACAUUUGUCCAGUCUGCUCCAAAGGCUUUGCGCGCAUAGACCUCCUCAAGAGGCAUGUGACAAACCACAGGUCGGAGUCUGCUAGCAAGCGGCAGAAGCGAGAAAUUGCAAGAGACACCAGAGUAGUACAAGCCUGCGAGGCUUGUUCACAAAGUCACCUUCGAUGUGAGGAUGAAAAACCAUGUAGUCGAUGCAAGAAGAAAGAUAUCCCUUGCCGAGUACCCGAAGCCUCGACCACAGGAGAAGAUGAAACACAUGAGAUAGAUGCUGUUCAUGCAGCACAUGAUCUUCUAGAUCUCUCAAACGGCUUUGAUCACCCGUCGUCAGCACCUGGCCAGGACGAUAGUUCUGAGCAGUCUGCCAUGGUAAGUAUGAGAAGUAUUGGAGGCUCACAGCAAUUCGAGGAUCCUCAAUCUUUGACAAUGGCGGAUACAGCCAGCAUGAUGCAUCAUGAUAUUCAUUCGCACAGUCGCAAAAGGUCUAUGCUCCAAGCAGGCGAGAUGCAACCCCCGAUAAAUAUGCUUCAGUCAUACAACGAAGAUUCGACGAAUUCUUUGGCCUUUUUCAGCCAAUCCAUCCCACAAUUUGAUCAAACGACUGGAAACAACCCUGGUUUACCAGACAGCUUUCGUAAUCCUCCUCCCUUCGAAUUGUUCAUGUCUGGUCAAGCCCCUCCGCGUGGAAUUAUGGACCUUAGUUUCGACCUGGACACUGGACUGACUGAAGUCGACGUUGGACUUCUGGAUCAGUACAAUUUGCAAGUGCCAUUUGCAGCUGGCACUCCAUCGACCGAAGCCCUGGGCCCUGAGAUACAGCUUUCUGACAACGGCAGUGUCCCCGUAGGCACAGAAGCUUUCAAACAAAGUAUCUGGCGAUAUCUUCCACAGCCAAACAAAGAUUUUAGUAGUGCAGAGCAAGUGGAUCUUGCCUUUGCAGAUGAAAGAGAUGGCAACUAUCGCUCGAACAUUACGCAACGCCGUGUAAUUGUAGAGAAACUAAAUCGCGCGAGCCGCGACCGACUAUUAGCCCUUGUAAUUGGUACAUGUAGCCCAGAAAACGUGAGACGGAUCGCGUCUGCUUUCCCAAGUGUUGAGCUACUAGACGGCCUGAUCCAAUACUUUUUGACUUCACCCUCCUUGGAUGCACAGACAUGGUUACAUCUGCCAACUUUCUCGCCGUCAAGAAUAAGUCCGGAACUCUUAGCAUGUAUAGUGUCAGCGGGAGCGGCCAUGACCCCGGAUAUACCUCUGCGGAAGCUUGGCUUCGCCCUGCAUGAGGCAUCUCGAGUUAGUCAAGGCAGGGCUUUUGAUGAAGAUCAUACAGCCAUCAGAGAUCUGCAACAUGUCCGAAACCUCUUCCUCCAACUCAAGAUUGGCAUGUGGAGUGGCAUCAGUCGUAAGAUGGAGAUUGCAGAAAGCUUCCUCCAACCCUUGAUGACCAUGCUGAGACGUGGCGGUCGUUUCCGCAAUUCCACCUGGAAGGAAAUCGCACCCUCGCCAGAUGCACAGGGCCAAGCACUGGAGACUAAAUGGCUAUCCUGGGUACACCAAGAAUCCUAUCUCCGCUUGGUAUAUCGUACAUUCGAGCUCGACAGACAAUCUUCCAUGGCUUUACUCAAACCGCCGCUAAUGACUUAUUCGGAAAUGCAACUCCCCUUACCAAGUCCCAACAUUCUCUGGCAAGCCAAGUCUGCUGCUUCCUGGAAAGCAGCCUACCUGGAAACGAUACAAGCCAGUCCCAAACGUCCUUCGGCAAUCGAAUGCGUCCUAAAUCUGGACCUCAUACAUCACGAUCACGCCAGCACAACAUACCUCUACAUGAUGUGGGGCAUGGUCUGGGAAUACCGCCAAAUGGCCAGCCUCACCAAAUGCCCCCACAAAGCAGCAAACAACAGCCUCAUCCUCUCCUCGCGCUACCAAGAGCUCACCAAGCAACUCGAGGACUUCCGCCUCAGCAGCCCCCCACUCACCCCAAGCUCCGAACUCACCCUCGAACUCACCCUCGUCCAUCUCAACGCCCCUCUCGACAACAUCCAGCUCUUCGCCGGCAUCGAGGGCCAGGAAGAAGCCCGCGCCGUCUACCCCGGACUCCGAGACUGGACAGACAGCGUAUCCGCGCGCCAGGCGCUGUGGCAUGCGGGCCAAGUCUUGCGUGCUGCCGAGGGCCUACCCAAGCCGCUCUUGUCCAACUUCAACGCCAUCACCGUCUAUCACGCCGGCCUGAUACUAUGGGCCUACGGCUACUUGAAGCAAUCGAGCGCAGCAUCAAGUCCGGUUGACAAUCUGCAGAUCAAUGCGAUACUCAACGGAGACGACGUGCUCAACGCACGGCGAUUCAUCACGCUGGAUCGUGGGAUCCCCUCGAUCCGCAGUCUGCGCUCACAGACCAUUGUGCCGUUGGACAAUCUGGCCGGCGUCAUGGAUGAGUUGAUUCACCUGCUCAGGGGCCAGUAUGAUGCGGUCGAGGCGUGUCCGCCGCUCGUGGGGAAUCUUGUGCUGCUGCUCGAGGGACUGCGGUCUGCAUCUUGUAGGUAG
This is a messenger RNA of Plenodomus lingam JN3, 2688 nucleotides long. The record is from RefSeq and is a predicted model, not a curated record. Lineage: Eukaryota; Fungi; Ascomycota; Dothideomycetes; Pleosporales; Leptosphaeriaceae.